Messenger RNA from Aphidius gifuensis, 7508 nucleotides. RefSeq names its product mediator of RNA polymerase II transcription subunit 13 (gene skd). Gene Ontology annotation, biological process: regulation of transcription by RNA polymerase II. The coding region runs from base 427 to 7407 and encodes 2326 amino acids. NCBI's taxonomy places the organism in Eukaryota, Metazoa, Arthropoda, Insecta, Hymenoptera, Braconidae. Gene Ontology annotation, cellular component: mediator complex. The transcript has 11 exons. The record is from RefSeq and is a predicted model, not a curated record. Gene Ontology annotation, molecular function: transcription coregulator activity.
UUUUUUUUUUUUUUUUUUGGAGUAAUUUUUUUUAUUUUUGAAUAGUGUUUUUGAAGGAAAAAAAAUUGUGAUUAUUGUGGGUGAAAUAAUAAAAUGAUAAAAUUUAUAUUGUGGUGAUUUAAAAAAAUAUAUAUAUAUUUAUAUAAAAAAAAUAAUAAUAAUUGUUAAAAUAGUGGAAAGGGAAAAAGAAGAAAUAUAUAAAAAAAAAAAAGAGAAGAGAAGAGAAGGAGUGUGUGUGUGUGUGUUUGUUUGUGUGUUGGGAGGAGUUGAAAUUAUUUUUUUUUUUUUGAAGUUUAUAUUUAUUGAUAAUUCAUAUAUUGAAGAUGGUUAAUGGCUAAUUAUUAUUGUGAGUGAAUAUUUGUGUUAAAGGAUUAAUAUAAUUCUUUUGUGGAAUUAAUUACAUCGUUUUGAGACGAUGGAGAAGCCAUGACGCACCCGUCGCAUCAGACUAACGGCGCCAGCUUGGAGGACUGCCACACGAAUUUUUUCGCAUUGACUGACCUCUGUGGAAUAAAAUGGCGAAAGCUUGUGUGGGGAGAAGUGACUGGUGGAUUCGGGGGUACCCCCCUUGAGGAUCCAGUAUUAUCAAGUUUUUCACGUUGUUUAGCUGGUGAUAUACUAUGUGUAUGGCGACGUGUUGCAUCAACACCAUCAACAAAUACAACUGGUACUGGUGGUUUAUAUGAUGUUAAUAUUGCACCAUCACCAGCACCACCACCAUUAUCAUUAACCGCAGCUAAAGAAUUAUGGAUUUUUUGGUAUGGUGAAGAACCAGAUUUAUCUGGACUUGUUUCACCUGAACUUAUUUCUUGUGAAAGUGAACAAGGAUCUUGGGAAAGUGGAUUAUCUUAUGAAUGUCGAUCAUUAUUAUUUAAAGCAUUACAUAAUUUAAUUGAACGUUGUUUAUUAUCACGUGAUUUUGUACGUCUUGGUAAAUGGUUUGUUCAGCCCUAUGAUGGAUUUGAAAAACAUCGUUGUAAUAGUCAUUUGUCAUUUUCUUUUGCAUUUUUUGUACAUGGUGAGAGUACAGUUUGUGCAAGUGUUGAUGUUAGACAACAUCCAGCUGUUCGACAUCUUACUAGAACUUGUCUUCAACGUACACAAACAAUGCAAAAUGGUGUCAAGGUUAUAUUGGCACCAUAUGGAUUGGCUGGUACAUUAACUGGUCAAGUUGGACGUAUUGAUAGUCAAUUACUUGAUGAAUGGAAACAUUUUUAUCCAAUAAAUAGUAAUAAUGUUGAUAGUGGUUUACCAACACUUGUUGAAGUUUUAGUUGGUGGUGUACGUAUGCGUUAUCCAUCUUGUUAUGUACUUGUAACUGAUAUGGAUGAUGUUAAUAUUGAGCUACCAUUAUCACCACCAUAUAGUCCAGCAACAACAACAUAUGAAAAUCCAAAUUCAAUACAACGUGAUACUAAAACAUCAACUGAAUUACCAGAACGUGUUUGGGCUGAAUGUACUGUUGGUAAUAAUUAUCAUUCAAAUAUUAUUAAUGAACCAGCAUCACCUGAUUUUGGUAAUUGGACAUUUGUUGAUGCAACACAAAAGUCUUCCUGUACAUGUUCAAAGUGCACAACCACCCCCGGGGGUUGGAAGGGCAUCAACUCCUCCAGUCAGGUUCAGAGGGAAAGAGUUGAUAAAAGUGGACGAAGAAAUGUCGUACCAUUCCAUCGACGAUCUACCACUCAAUGGGAAUCAUCUUGCCCCUCUGUACCUACAAAUACCCCCAGAUCUGUUGUGAAUAUUAAAACUGAAGCACCAAAUACACCACCAGGUGGUCCACCAUCAUAUCCACGUGGACCACCAACUGGUGGUGAUUGUCCACCAGUACCAUCAGUUGGAUCACCAAGUUCACCAGCACCAUCACCAUUACCAACACCACAUUCCGAGCCAGCUUCAGUACCACCAUCAUCGACUGAUUUAACAAUGCCAACAUUAAGUCCUCAACCACCACCACCAAAUCAUACAGCACCACCAUUGAACUCAUCAUCAUCAACAUCAUCAUCAUCACAACAACAACAACAACAACCACAACAGCAGCAGCAACAACAACAGUCACAGUCACAGCCACAACAACAACAAGGACCAAAAUUAAUACCACCAUCAUCAGGUUGUUGUAAUAACAAUCAAUCAACAAGUUCAACACAAGGACCAUCAUUAAAAAGACCAAUAUUAUCAUCAAGAGAAUAUGAAGGUGCUCUUAUUGAUGAUGAACAACCAUUAUGUUGGCUUUAUGAUUAUUCAUCACUUGAAGCAUGGUUUAAUCAUCCAGUUAAAAAAUUUAAAGGAAAUACAUCAGUACCAACAAAUCAAAGAUGUAAAAGUUUAUAUCCACAAAAUGAUACAAUUAAUAAUCAAUCACAAAUACCAAAAAUGGAAAUUAAACAAGAACCUGGAACAGUAUCUGGUGAUUGUACUGGUCGUAAUGAUCCAUAUGAAUUUGAUAUAAAUAUUGAUGAAAAUGGUAGUAAUACAAAUGCUGAUGGUAUACAUCGUCAACGUGAUGAUCAACAAAAACCAAGUUCAUUAUUUACAAGUGAAGGUUUACAAGCAUCAUAUAAAGAUCUUGAUCAAAUAUUUGAUAAUUCAGAUCCUGAUACAUCAUCUGAUGAAACAAAUUUAAAUCAAAUACAAAUACAAACACCACCUGGUUCAAAUAAAUCAGCAAUACAUAAUGAUGAACAACGUUUUGAUAAUAAUACUAAAAAUUAUAAUUCACGUUGUAUAUUACGUCCUGAAGAAUUAUCAAAAAUGUUUCCAACACCACCAUCAUUAGAACAUAAUCCAGUUGCAUCACCAUGUCAAUUAAAUGAUACAUUAAUUGAACAAUUAGAUAUUAAUUUAUUACAAAGACAACAACAACGUAUAUUACCAGAUAUAUAUCCAAAUAUGGGAUCACCACAAGAAGAACAAAUUGAUGAUUGGAAUUAUGUAUUUAAACCACCAUUAGUAUGUAAACUUGUUGGUUCAUCAAAAUAUGCACCAUUAACAAAUUUACCAUCACAAUUAUUACCACCAAUAUCAUUGCCAUCAAAUUGUAUAUAUCGUCCAUCAUGGCAAUGUCCAACAACAACAAGUACAACUUCAUCUUCAUCAUCAUCAUCAUCAGGAUCAUCACCAACAGUACCACCAUCAUCAUCAUCAGGAGCAACAGGAGCAGCAGCUGCAGCAACAACAUCAUCAUCAUCAUCUUCUUCAUCGUCAUCACCACCAUCAACAACAACAACAUUGUCAACAACAAUUGCAACAACAACAUCAUUAUCAUCAUCAUCAUUAUUAACUGAUAGUAAAAUUGGUAUAUUAACAAAUAAUAAUAAUAAUAAUAAUCAAUUGAGAUUACAACAACAAAAUCAACAAUUAAGUAAUAUUAUUGGUAGUCAAGUACAUUUACCAAUAUUACAAAAUACAUUACAACAAAAUAAUCAUCACCAUCAUCAUCAUCAUCAACAACAGCAGCAGCAACAUCAUCAUCAUCAACAACAACAACAGUUACAACAACAAUUACAUCAUCAACAGCAGCAACUUCAACAGCAACAGCAGCAGCAACAACAACAACAAUUAUUACAUAAUUUACCAUCAUCACCAGCACAAUCAUCGUCAUAUCGUGUUAGACCACCACCACCACCAUAUGAUCAACCAAGUCCAGCAACAUCAACAACAUCAAGUUAUUUAAAUAAAAAUAUAAAUUCAAUUGAUACAAUUGAUACACCUGGACAACAAAAUCGUUUUGCUGAAACAAAUUCAUUAAUUGUUAAUAUAUUACUUGGUGAUACAGCAUUAAAUAUAUUUAGAGAUCAUAAUUUUGAUAGUUGUUCAUUAUGUGUAUGUAAUGCUGGACCAAAAGUUGUUGGUAAUAUUAAAGGUGCUGAUGCUGGUAUAUAUAUUACAACAAAUAAUUUAAAUAAUAUUGGUUAUAAUAAUGAUGAUGAUCAAAUACGUUGUUCAUGUGGUUUUUCAGCAGUUAUUAAUCGUAAAUUAUCACAUAAAUCUGGUUUAUUUUAUGAAGAUGAAAUGGAAAUAACUGGUAUUGCUGAUGAUCCAGCUGAUUUUAAAAAAAUAUCACUUGUUGCUGUUUGUGGUAAUAAUGAUGACUAUAACACUAAUAAUAAUAGUAACAACAACAACAACAACAACAACAGCAAUAGUAACAAUAAUAAUAAUAGUAAUAAUAAUAAUAAUAAUUCAAAUAGUAAUAAUAGUGGUGGAGGUAAUAGUGGUGGUAGUGUUAGUGAUGGUAAUAGUGUCAAUAAUAAUAAUAGCAACAACAACAACAAUAAUAAUAAUAAUAAUACAAGUGGUACCAAUAAUAAUAGUAAUAAUAGUAAUAAUAGUAAUAAUAGUAACAACAAUAAUGGUUCAAAAAUAACAAAUACAAAUGAUGAUACAAAUCAAAUUGAUAAUAUACCAAUAAAUGUUUUGGAAAUAUUACGUGAACAAUGUGCAAUUGUACAAAGUUCAGUUAGUAGUUUAUAUCGUGCAUCACGUGUUUAUGCAUGUAAUCGUAAUAAUAUGAAAAUUGGACCAACAUUAAAUACAUUAGAAUAUAAUGAUGGUAAUGAUGUAUCAUUAAUGGCAAUUGAUCAAGGUAAAAUAAUUGAUGGUAUACCAUAUGAUAAAACAAAUAGAAUAAAUGGUAUACAUAAAUGGGGUUUUAUACGUGCUAAAGGACCACAAUGUAGUGGUGAUAUUGUUAGAAUAAUGAGAUCAUUACAACCAUUAUUACAAGAAGCUGUACAACGUAAAUGUACAACACGUAUGUGGGAAGCACCAUAUACUGUUGCUGGACCAUUAACAUGGCGACAAUUUCAUCGUUUAGCUGGUAGAGGUACUGAUGAUCGUUGUGAACCACAACCAAUACCAGCAAUUGUUGUUGGAUAUGAUCGUGAUUGGUUAUCAUUAGCACCACAUGCAUUAAAUUAUUGGGAAAAAUUAAUGCUUGAACCAUAUUCUGGACCACGUGAUAUUGCAUAUAUUGUAUUAACACCAGAUAAUGAUACUGUUAUUAAUCGUGUUAAAAAUUUUUUUCGUGAAUUAUCAACAACAUAUGAUAUAUGUCGUCUUGGUAAACAUAUACCAAUAACUAAAACAUCACGUGAUGGUAUAAUACGUGUUGGUAAAAACUCAUGUCAAAAUUAUUAUGAUAAUAAAAGACAACAACAACAACAACAACAGCAGCAGCAACAACAACAGCAACAACAACAACAGCAACAGCAGCAACAACAACAAAUUGAUGAAUGGUUUAAAUUAUUAGGUGAUAAUAAAAUGAGUGAACAAUUACGACAUUAUGCACAAGUAUGUUGUUAUCGUUUAGCACCAUAUUUAACCCAAGUUAUACAAGAUCGUUCAUUAUUAGAUAAUAACAAUGAUAUUAAUAUAAAAAAAGAACAAUUAUCAUCAUCAUUAUCAUCACAACAAUCAACAUCAAAUGUAUCACCAGAAACAAUGCCAACAACACCAGAUGGUAUAACAAUUAAAAGUGAACCAAUUGAUGAUAAUUCACAAUCAUCUGGUACAACAAUUGUCAAUAAUAAUAAUAAUAGUAAUAAUAGUAAUACAACAAAUAUUAAUAAUUUACAAAAUUCAAGUCCUGGUAAUAAUAAUAACAAUAAUAAUAAUAAUAACAAUAAUAAUUCAAAUAAUCAAGGACAAAAUAUAAAUGGUAAUGGUAAUAAUGGUGGUAAUGGUAAUACAAUUGGUCCAGAUGAUGAUGAAAUUGAACAACCAUCAAUUGUUGUUUAUAUUGUUGAACCAUUUACACUUGGUGGUCCAGAAAAUAUUGAUAAAAGAAGACUUGCAAUAUUGGCAUUAUUGCGAGCAUAUUCAAAUGCAAUAUGUGCUAUGCCAGAAAAUAUUAGAAGUAAUAUUAAUGUACAAUUAAUAUCAUUAGAAAGUAUUAUGGAAUUAGGACGUGCACGUGAAAGAAGAAAAAUACAAGAUGAAUUACGUUCAUUAGCAUUAAAUGUAUUUUUACAAGGACGUCGUUUAUUAAAUCAUAAUUCAACAGUUAAAAGUUUAACUGGUUUUGGUACUGCUGCUUCUGCUGAUAUAUUUUUAAAAAAUAAAGAUGAAAGAAAUCGUGCACCUUAUCGUCUUUAUGCACCAGCAUAUGUAUUAGCACCAUUAAGAGCUAAAAGUGAAGCACCAGAAUCAUUUGGUAUUGCUGGUCCAGAAGAAUGUGCUGUACUUUAUUUAAGUUAUUGUUUAAGUGAAGAUCAAUCACGUUUACUUGCUGUUGCAACUGAUGAUCGUGGUGAAAUAUUUGAAACAGCUGCUAUUAAUAUUGAUGUACCAAAUCGUAAAAGAAGAAAAAGAGUAUCAGCAAGAAGAAUUGGAUUACAAAAAUUAAUGGAUUUUAUACUUGGUGUUAUGUCACAAGGCGUACAACCAUGGAGACUUGUUGUUGGACGUGUUGGUAGAAUUGGACAUGGUGAAUUAAAAGGAUGGAGUUGGUUAUUAUCACGUAAAUCAUUAUUAAAAGCAUCAAAACAUUUAAAAGAAAUAUGUGGACAAUGUAAUUUAUUAUAUCCAUCAGCAGCACCAUGUGUAUUAAGUGCUUGUUUAGUAUCACUUGAACCAGAUUCAACAUUAAGAUUAAUGGCUGAUCAAUUUACACCUGAUGAAAGAUUUAGUCAAGCAUCUGUUAAUUGUCAAUUAUCAACACCACAAGAUGUAACAUGUACUCAUAUACUUGUCUUCCCAACAUCUGCAACGACACAGUCGUCGCAGACUGCAUUCCAAGAACAACAUAUUAAUGGUCCUGAACUUGGUGAUGAUGAGUUAUUUUCAGCUCUAAAUGAUGAUAUGCCUGAAGGCAUGGAGGGUAUGGGUGAUUUUAAUGAUAUAUUUAAUGUAUGGCCAGAGGCUGGUGCUGGUGGUGGACAAAGUCCUGGUGGUAGUCCACAUCGUCCAGAAGGUUCACCACUUGGUGGUGAUGGUGGUGGUUCAGGAAUGGGUAAUCAUGAUGGACCUGGUAGUCCAUUUCCAUGUAGUAAUACACCAAGGGCAGUAGCUAAUGAUCAAGCUGAAGAAGUUGGUACAUUAUUACAACAACCAUUGGCACUUGGUUAUCUUGUAUCAACAGCACCAACUGGACGUAUGCCACCAUGGUUUUGGUCAGCAUGUCCACAUCUUGAAGGUGUAUGUCCAGCAUUUUUAAAAAAUGCAUUACAUUUACAUAGUCCAGCAAUACAACAAAAUAGUGAUGAUUUAUUACAACAACAAAGUGCAUUGACUGCACAUCCAUUAGAUUCACAAUAUACAACAGAUGUGCUAAGAUAUGUUCUUGAGGGUUAUAAUGCACUUUCUUGGCUGGCUGUUGAUUCAAAUACAAGAGAUCGACUCUCUUGUUUACCUGUACAUAUACAGGCACUUAUGCAGCUAUAUCAUGCAUCAGCAGCUCUCGUCUGACCCAGACCAUUAGUACAUAAUUACCAGCAUUUUUUUUAUUUUUUAUUUUCAUUUUUUUUUCACGCAAUUAUUAUUAAUAAUAAUUUUUAUUUAAAAUUUAG